Messenger RNA from Alosa sapidissima (American shad), 1643 nucleotides. RefSeq lists its product as uncharacterized. The transcript is spliced from 10 exons. NCBI's taxonomy places the organism in Eukaryota, Metazoa, Chordata, Actinopteri, Clupeiformes, Clupeidae. The coding region runs from base 138 to 1583 and encodes 481 amino acids. The record is from RefSeq and is a predicted model, not a curated record.
GGCGCACCAAGAUCUUUGAUCAGAAGGUCUGAAGCAUAGAAUCUUUGGUCUGAAGAACGCAGCGCUUAGCAACCGUAAACAGAACUUUUUUUCCGCUCCCUCCAUGUUGUUUACAUGCAGACGUUUGAAAGUUCCUCAUGUUUCGAUUCGACGACACAAAACCAAAUCCAGCAAUGUGUGACCUGCAGAGCCCACAGCCCUCUGAUCUCCUGUGGGAGCGUCAGAAGCUGCUUCAGGGCCUGGAGAGGGCCCAUAAUGCCGACAUCAAAGCCUAUGUCUCCGGUCACCUCAGCCCUAACAGUUUCCAUCAAAAGAGGCCUUAUGGGAGGCCGAAGAGGCCCAUUUGGGCGAUGGCCGAGGCCCCCGGCGAGGAUUGGGAGCUGGACUUGGAGGCUUUCGUGAGGGAGCAGCAGGAGAGCACUGCCCUAGUGGAGGACAUGAAGGAGGCCAUGACCGACUUCACCACGGCCACCACCUCCCUUCAGGGCUUAGACCUGAGGGAAGACGGCGGGAGUGAGCCUCGCUCCACAAGAGAGAGGAGCCGCAGGACAGCACAGCCCAGGCCAGUGCUGGACACGUCCGAGGUCUUCCUGGUCAAACCCCAGCGAGACGCAGCAUGCGAAAGGCCUGCCACUGGGGGCAACAAAUGUGGGGAGCAGCAGGUGGACCAGGGCAGGUUCUGGUUCACUCGGACCCAUCUGGCCGGCCUGACCCGGAAGGACCAGCUGAGGAUGAUGAGGCAGUUCGGCCUGAGUGUGGUGAAGAGGCAGGACCUGACGGAAAGGCACUGCAUGAGCGGGAGCAAGGUUGCCGAGGCCCACGAGAGGAAACUGAAGCAGGAACUACACAAACUCCCUGUCCAGCCGGGUCCCAGCAGAGAUCGUCUCAGGGUGUUCAGUGACGUCUUCUCUGACGUGUGUGACGGGUCGCCUACGUUUGGCAGCCUCCUCAGAGAAAUCAAGGAGGAAUAUGAUAUCUACCUGAACUCCAUUCUUAAGUUCCAGUCUUGCCCUCAGGAUAUGUCCGUAAUUGGCACUCCGAGGGAGCUGGAGAGCGGGAUUGUGGGGGAGAUGGAGCUUGAGGAGGCUGAGAAGGAGGUAUCGGCACUGGCUGCUGAGGCUCGCAAAGCCCUGGAGGAGAACGACAGAGUCAGAAAUGAGUACCUGCAUGCUCGGGACAGAUGCCCAGAAAUCUCAGAGGAGAAAGCUGACCAGGAAGUGGAAAGCCCGGAACAGCAGGAGGAGGAGGCCGUGUCUGUGGUGGAGAGCAUCCAGCCCAAGAGGCAGCUGGUGUGGAGAGUGUGGGAGGAGGUCCAGACCCUGGAGAAGGAGAUCAAAGAGAACAUGGUCUCCACUGCCACCACCUCCACCACAGAGAAGUACAUCCGGGACGCCAAGACUGAAAUCCUGCAUCUGCUAACUGCAAAUGAACAUUUGAAGACUAGCAACGAGGAUAUGGAGAGUAACGUCAGCGCUGCUCUGGGCGGUGUGGGGGUCAGCGAGGAGAUGAAGGAAGAGAUUUGGAGGAGGAUCAGGAAUGCUCUGGUGGUCACCAAUGAAGAGAAGAUUGUCCCCACCCAGUAACAUUUUGCAAUCAUAUAAUUUACCUGCUCAAACACUAAAAAAUAAAACGCUCUUAUUUUA